Molecule: messenger RNA, 5953 nt
Organism: Salvelinus fontinalis (brook trout)
Lineage: Eukaryota; Metazoa; Chordata; Actinopteri; Salmoniformes; Salmonidae
Product: forkhead box protein N3-like
Exons: 6
Coding region: 267-1742 (491 amino acids)
Biological process (GO): regulation of DNA-templated transcription
Cellular component (GO): nucleus
Molecular function (GO): DNA-binding transcription factor activity; cis-regulatory region sequence-specific DNA binding
Source: RefSeq, a predicted model, not a curated record
UCUCACAUUCGCUCUCUCUCUCUCUCACACAAGAGCUCAAAUAACCGGAGUCCUGGCAAUGCGCAGAUGUGGACUAUGAUUUAUGACCGCACUUGGUUCGCUUUCCCCGGGCUUUCUCUCUAUAAACCUCGGUGUUUAAUUAGGGCUGAGGAAUAAAAUGGAAUAUUUUAAUGGAAUUAACGCAGGAGCGGUUACUCCAAACACGUCUUCUAUUUGUACGUCCUGAUUCAAAGGCUAGAUCGUCAGGAGUCUAGGUGGUGGUGUCCAUGGGUCCCGUGAUGCCCCCCAGUAAGAAGCCUGAGGCGUCUGGCAUCAGCGUGGCCAGCGCCAGCCUCUCCCACCUCUACCAGGCCAGCUCGCUGCAGGAGGCAGAGGAACUCAACCUGGCCUUCCCCGCCCCCUUGGCCCUCCCCUUGGCACCCCUCACCGGCGGGGCCGCCAAGCCUGAGAAAAGCACCUCCACCCCAGGUAUGGAGGACGAGGAGUUGACCAACCUCAACUGGCUCCAUGAGAGCAAGAACCUGCUCAACAGCUUCGGAGACCCCGUCCUGCGCAGCGUCAGCCCCGUGGGUGGCGAAGGGGGUGUGGCCGGUAACCGCGGCGAUGGGGACCACGACAACAUGCUGCCAUCGCCGAUAGCGGGCGGGGACCUGCCGUACGACGCCGAUCGGAACCCCAGCUGUAAACCGCCCUAUUCCUUCAGCUGCCUGAUCUUCAUGGCCAUUGAGGACGCUCCGUCCAAGAAGCUGCCAGUGAAGGACAUUUACAACUGGAUCCUAGAACACUUCCCCUACUUCGCUAACGCUCCCACGGGCUGGAAGAACUCUGUCAGGCACAACCUGUCCCUCAAUAAGUGCUUCAAGAAGGUUGACAAGGACAGGAGCCAGAGCAUUGGGAAGGGGUCCUUAUGGUGUAUAGAUCCUGAGUACAGGCAGAAUUUGAUUCAGGCUUUGAAAAAGACACCUUACCAUCCUCACACCCAGGUCUUCUCAACGCCACCCACCUCUCCUCAGGCAUAUCAGAGCAUGUCCAGUCCUCCUCUAUGGCCAGGGAGUCCCUUCUUCAGAAAAAACGGAGGAGUCCUUCUACAAGUCCCUCAGGGAGUGAUCCAGAACGGAGCCAGAAUGAUGAGUCAUGGCCUGUACACAGGAAUACGACCACUACCCAUCAAUCCCGUAGGGAUCAGGACAGCUGCUGACAGAUCAGUGCUGUCCGGAGGCUGUCGGAAGCGUAGCGACAGCAAUCCCCCCUGUGACUCCCCAUUGGUCAGCAGCGACCCCAAGGAAGACCACACCUACAGCACCAACCAAUCGGAUGAUGGCAGCGACUACACCAGUGACUCCAGUCUCCGCAGCAAUGACCCAAUUGCCCGGGACGUCGCCAACGAUUCAGACUUUGACUACGAGGACGACGAAGACGACAAGAGCAAGAUCCAGCUGGAGAUCAAGAAGGAGGAGCCGCGUGAUUGGCCUAUAGACACGAUAGACUCCACCCCUUCCAGCCAGCAGCACAACAAGAAGCGGUAUCACUUCCUGAAAGCCAAGCAGAGGAUGGGCGUGGCUAGCGACACCCUCCCGCUAAAAAAACGGCGCACAGAAAAGCCGCCAGAGAGUGAUGACGAGGAGAUGAAGGAGGCGGCGGGUUCGCUGCUCCACUUGGCGGGCGUCCGGGCCUGCUUGAACAAUAUCACAAACAGAACCGCCAAGGGCCAGAAAGAACAGAAAGAACCCACAAAAAACUGAUCACAGAAAGACUGAGAAAGAAAGAGAGAGAGAGAGAGAGAGACUAACCUGAGAGAGUGAAGAUUUUAAAAGAACAAAAAUAAGAGAGAGAAACGGAAAUACAAAACAUCACUUUUAAUAUAGAAAUUUACACUUUCUUUUUUCCAGGACAUCAGGUGAAUUCUGAAAGAUUUGUGGCAAUAUCAAAAUCAAUCACUUUGUUUUGCUAUCUUUAAAGUUAAUGUUUUUGAAGGUUGCAAAAAAUAUGUUUUUUAUUUGUUUAAAGGAUAUUAAAGCCAUAGACAAAACUUUUUCUGAUAUUCAACUAAGUUAGCAGGUUUCUGUUGGCUGAAAGUAACACGAAUGAGAAACAAAAAUACCUUUUUGGAAAACUGCCCCAUCCAUGGAUUGGCUUGGAUGUAUGAAUAGAAUAGGGGAUCAAAUUGUUAUUCAUUUCAAAAUGUACCCCAAUCCCAAACUAUUGCCAUUUACAGGCUCAUCAGACACAGCUAACACUAUAUAAUACAUUUCAGCAGGCUCAUACACUUGUUAUUUCUGUGGAAUUUCCUGGUACAAAGUUCCUAUGGGGUGCUUAUCACUGACUAUUUUGUUUUUACAGUGAUAUAGAUCAUUAAAAUGUAAUAAAGUAAGUAUUCAGGGUCAGAUCUUAACUUGAGAUAGAUUGAUGUCUAUGGCCUGCAUAUUCCUGUUAGGAUGUGACCAUAUACCUCAAUAUGUCACAAUAAACAAGCACAAAUACACAUGCUAUACUGGCUAAAGCAAUGUUAUAUUAGUCAACUAGGUCACUGAAAUAACACAGGUAUAUGCUGAAGUAACGCAGGUAUAUCCCUUUUGUUCAGCAUCAGACUUUCGAAAACAAUGGUGCUAAUAUCUCAGCUAUUUAAAAAUAUAUAUUUAAAACCUAGUUUGCCAAACUCUGUCUUGUCUGUGUGCGAAGAAGCUUCCCCAGAUAUUUUUGGGACAUUAAAUUAUGUGAUGCUGUUAGCUUAGUGACCAUUAGCCUAGCCAAGCUCAUAGAAAAUAUACUCAUCAUUUAGCCUAGCCUACCUAAGCCCAUAGAAAAUAUACUCAUCAGUUAGCCUAGCCUAGCUAAGCCCAUGGAAAAUAUACUCAUCAGUUAGCCUAGGCUAGCUAAGCCCAUAGAAAAGACACUGGGUAGCCAGUUUUUGUAUGUCCUUCCUUUGCGUGUCAGUGUUGGAACAGUGCCAAAUAUGAAUUAUUGGUCAGCCCACUGAUAAUGGUAGCACUUCCUUAGCUAACUGUCUUUCUGACUGCUAAUCACAUUUAGCCACCGGCGCUAGCUAGCAUGCCAAGGCAGCGGGAACAGUGUUGUGUUCCCCUUAAAGGUUGACUUUAGGACUGUAGUGAGGUGACGUUCGCUGGUACAAGUGGGAUGAAGGAAGGGUUUGUUGUUCUCUUCCGUCGUCUUCUCUUAAAGUAAGCUAAUUGAGUUUGGUAAAAGCCAUAAGCUAAUAGUCUGGCUAGUGCUUAUCAGAGAGUAAAAUAACUGAAAAUAUGUUGAGAGAACCUCAAAAUUGCCUGUGUCCUUUUAUGAAAGCAAUGGACAUGAAUAACUGAGAUAUACUCCAGUGAUACGUUAUAGUGAUAUUCUCCCCGUGGCACAAACACCUGAUCACCUUCAUGUGUUGGAUGGAAAAUGAUGCUGCGAAACCUGACACAUUAUAUUUCAUGUUAGAAGAACAAUGAUGACUUUGGAGCUGUUUAUUUUUGUGUUUGUUUGUGUUUACUAACCUACCCUCAUGACGUAAUAAAGCAAUUUCAUCCAGUCAGGAUAACACUGUAUAAAAAGUUAAACUAGUGUUUUGGAUUUUUUUCUUAAUUUAAGCAAUGUAGCCAGCAUGAUUUUUUUUCUCCAAAUCGUGUUGUAUGGGUUCUGUAAUGAAAAAGCGAAAAAAUGUUUUAUAUUCAUACAAAGAUCAUGUAAAGUAAAUAAUGUAUUUAGCAUGAAGCAUGAAUUAUUUUCAUAUAAGUAUCCUAGCGAACAAAAAGGUUCUGCCUGGAAGUUCUGCGCCCAUAGGUGUGGACUCCUUCACUGUUGUUUGGUCUUGUCUUUUUGAUUUGAUGGUUGCUUCCUUGACAUCCUCAUUCAAACUUGUUUUAACGUGGGCUUUCAUACAGUUAAACAACCUUAUUCAGGGACAAAACGCUGGUCUGUUGGGCAAAUCUCUGUCUGCAAUAUCACGGUACCUCUCUCUCCUCCCAUUGGUGGAUGAUAACUUCUUUCAUCCGUAGUGGAUAAAACUGUCCCAAUGUUUGUUUGUAGUCACUAGAUGGCCAUGUUAGAAAGGACACAAAUGACAAAAUUGUCAGACCUUCUUGGCAUGAAGAUGAGUCAUUUCUUGAUUAAAAGGACCAAACGUCCUCUGUCUUCUCCGGCAUGGACGUAUAAUGACCUCUGUGUCUGAUGGGUUCUCCCUGACAGGUGAAUGUUGGAGCCCGUGUGAUUAAAAGUGAGGUUAGGUUAGUGAGUGUUAGCCGUCUGUUCCCUCACCCCUCCUUCUCUGUGCCUGUUCUUCCAUCGCUACUUUAUUUUCUAAGGUUUUAGACGUCUUUGAUAUUUCAAUGUCUUCCUUUUUUCCCCUUCUUUUUUUAAUGAAAUAGGAGUUUACCAAAGUGUUUUUAUGUUGUUAUUUUAUGUAUCCGGCUGUGUUUUUGUCCUCUCUACUCUUGUAGCUCUUCAGGUCUUGUUGUCAGUAUUACGCAGGCUACUAUAGACUCGUUGGACAUGUAAUAACUCAAAGGAAACUAAGAAAAUAUGACUGCUAGAUAAAUACAAACUAUAUCGUGCAUAUUUUUACAUUAUCUCACCAGAUUGCACUAAGAUAUUAAAUGAAAGAUUAAUUUCAGUGCCAAAGGCUUUAAUAAUUCCUUAUCUACCUGAAAUAGAUUUACAAACAUAUGUUAACACAUCAAACAUUGCCUGUGUACUGUUGCAUUUCUGCCCGAUGCCUGUCGGACUGUCCUAGUCCUUGUUCUUGGCUCCUACCACACUACAACGCUGUGCAUUGGCUCCUUGGAAUGGGUUUCAUUUCCAGAACAUGCUCAUUUUUUGUGUAGCCUUUUUAGUUGAAUUUAACACCCAUUGUCCCAUAAUGCACUCCGUUUGACCAGAGCUAACUAACCCAAUGAGGCUGUUGUCAAAGUAGUGCACUAUAUGGACAAUAGGGUUGUCCAGUUGAGACAUCCCUUAUUGUCCCUUCAUUAAGUUGAGGUGAUGUGUAAAUGUGUCUUCCACUGAUAAUAUAUUACUAAAGAUAUACGUAUAUUACUAAAGAUACGUUAUUGUUUGUGGGAUACGGCCUGCCUAAAGUCUAACACUAAUCCUUCAGGUGCCACAACGUAUGAAGUGUUCUGGAAAAAAACCUUAAAUAUGAAUUAUUAUCAAUAAACUGUCAAUACUAGCCAGGCAAAUAGUGAUGUAUCUAUUGAUGAGUAAAAAAAAAAAAAUUGUUUAUUUGUUUCAUCGUGUUUUUUGAUUGUUUUAUAUCUAUUUUUCUUCCAUGUUUAUUGUUUGGAGGGGUUUUAUGAGGAGAAGAAAGCGUAAUGGAUUGCCGGCUACUUAUUUGCAGUACAUUAUUCACCUGGUCGUCAUGGAAACUGCAUGGUACUUUAUCUCACUUAUGUCAAUAAAUUCCGAUAGAAUCAGCAACUGCUGGGUUUUAAAAGAUCCUUAAUGGUGCUUAGUUUUCAACUAAUAACUUAAACAACAGAGAGCAAUUUGUGGUUACAAAUAUCGAGUGACUUAUUACCACUGUUGUUGUUAACAAAGAAACAAAACACUAAAAAGUCCCCAUGUAGUUUCUAUGUAAAUAAGAGGCAGGUAGUGUUCUGUGAAAACAUGCUACCGAUCAUUUCUGUGUCCUGUUUUUGAACCCGGUAGUCUUGAUGGCAUGACCUUCCAGCUGAUCUGGUAAUAUGGAGUAGGUGCGUUCUGUAUUUCAUUGACGUGUAUUCAUAUUGCCAAAGACAAACUACUUCAUCAAUUCAUGUAAAUAUCACCGUGUCCGUUACUAUGACGAAAGUAUGUUUUUAUGUUUGUGUUUUAGUUCCCCCCCACCCCCUCAAAAAAACGUACCAUAAAGUUUCUGUGCUGUAUUGUCUUCCAGUUUAAAUGAAAACAGUUACUCCUGUGGUCAGGUUCCUUCAAGAAGCCUUUAAUAAACCUUUAUGUAUUUUAACUUUCAAACCCA